UUCAACCGAAACAUGCUUUGAAAUACCUGGAUUUGACUUAGAAGCUGAAAUGACAAGAUUUGCAUACUAUUUUGUGGCACUCGGAUGUGCGGUCCUAAUUUUAGGAACAAUACAUGUUUCAAUGUUUUCAGUUUCUGGCAUAAGACAAACCAGAAGAAUACGGCAAAAAUUCUUCCAUGCAAUUAUUCACCAAGAGAUGGCAUGGUUUGACUCACACCAAAUAGGGGAACUGAAUGCAAGACUGACAGAUGAUAUUAAAAUCAUCAAAGAAGGUCUUUCAGACAAACCCAGCAUAGUCAUCCAACUAUUCACCACUUUUGUGACAGGAUUUAUAAUUGGACUUAGCUAUGGAUGGAAACUUACUUUGGUCAUCUUAUCAGUUUCUCCUUUUCUUAUGGCCUCAGUUGUUAUGUGGACAAAGUUUAUAACAUCGCUGACCAAUGCAGAAUUGAAAGCCUAUGCCAAAGCAAGUGCUGUGUGUGAAGAAGUUCUCAUGGCAAUAAGGACUGUCUUUGCAUUCAGUGGACAACAGAAAGCUCUAGCAAAAUACAAAGCCAACCUAAAGCAAGCCAAGGAGCUUGGAGUAAAGAAAUCUGUCAUCACAUAUGCUUCAAUAGGUCUAUCAGAGCUUUUAAUAUAUGGCUCCUAUGCUCUUGCAUUUUGGUAUGGGUCAAAGUUGGUUGUGGAUGAGCCAGAAAAUUAUACAGUCGGACAAAUUUUGAUUAUACUUUUCUCAGUGCUGACUGGAGCAUUCUCAGUUGGUCAGGGACUAGCAAACUUUGAAGGAGUUUCAAAGGCUCAAGGUGCUGCUUAUGAAAUAUAUCAUCUUAUUGCAAAGUAUCGUCCUAUAGAUAGCAGCUCCAAUGAUGGUCAUAAACUUGAUAGUAUCGAAGGAGAUGUUGAAUUCAAGGAUAUCCAUUUCAGUUAUCCAACUAGACCAGAUUCAAAAAUUCUUAAUGGUUUAAAUGUGAAGGUUGCAAGGGGGCAGACCAUUGCACUGGUUGGAGCUAGUGGCUGUGGUAAAAGUACAACAAUCCAACUACUCCAGCGUUUCUAUGACCCUCAAGCAGGACAGAUCACUCUCGAUGGGCAUGAUAUCCGUACACUGAAUGUGAAGUGGUUGAGAGAACACAUCGGCGUUGUAAGCCAGGAACCAAUUCUGUUUGCUACAACAAUUGCUGAAAACAUAGGCUAUGGUCGACAGGACGCAACUGAUGAAGAGAUUGAGCAAGCAGCCAGGGAAGCGAAUGCUUAUGAUUUUAUAUCAAUGCUACCUGAUAAAUUUAAUACAAUAGUUGGUGAAAGAGGUACCCAGCUGAGUGGUGGUCAGAAACAGAGAAUUGCUAUUGCACGCGCAAUCGUCAGGGACCCAAAGAUUCUUCUGCUGGAUGAAGCAACGUCUGCUCUCGAUACUCAGAGUGAAUCUAUAGUGCAGACUGCUCUGGAUAAGGCAAGAGCAGGUCGUACAACCAUUGUGAUUGCCCAUCGCCUCUCAACAAUCAGUAGUGCUGAUAUCAUUGCUGCCUUUUCCAAUGGAGUGGUUUCUGAACAAGGAACUCACAGUCAACUUAUGGACAAGAAGGGAAUCUACUAUUCCCUAGUAAAGCAGCAGAGUUCAACUCAGAAGAGUGAUAGCGUUGAAGAAACAGGUGAUGCUUUGGAGAAGGUGAAUGAACUAGAGGAUGAUGAAGUCAGAAGCAUACAUAUGAUCAGCAGGAACAGUUUCAGAAGAAAAUCAAGCAAGAAACUUCAACAUUUUGCUUCCACUGAACCAAAGGAAACAGAAGGGAACAAUGAAGAAGAAAACAAAUUGGAGGAAGAUUUACCAGAAGUUUCAUUUCUACGUGUUCUUGCUCUGAACGAAACAGAGUGGCCAUAUAUCGUCUUUGGAAUCCUCAGUUCCAUUAUAAGUGGUGGUAUACCAGUAGGGUUUGGUGUGGUGUUUUCCCGGAUAAUUAGGGUAUUUGCAAUCAUUGACCCUGAAUUGAAACAAUGGAGGGCUGCUAUAUUAUCCUUGAUUUUCCUAGGUCUGGGCAUCCUCACGUUUUUGUGUUACUGCGUACAGGGUUACACGUUUGGAAAGUCUGGGGAAAACCUUACAAUGAGGCUGCGUGGAUUAUCAUUUAAAGCCAUAUUGCAACAGGAGAUUGGUUGGUUUGAUGAUCAGAAGAAUGCUGUUGGCGUGUUAACAACUCGUCUGGCUACAGAUGCAUCACAGGUUAAAGGGGCUGCAGGAAUCCAGUUUGGUAUUAUUGUAAAGAAUAGCUGCACUUUGGGAGCUGCUAUUAUCGUCUCAUUCGUUUUUGGAUGGCAGCUAACUUUAGUUAUCCUGUGUAGUAUCCCAUUUCUCAUUGGUGCAAAUUUUAUUGCAAUGAGAACAUAUUCUGGACUAUCAUCAAAUAAUAAUACAUUUCUCGAAAUAUCUGGACAGAUCUCAGCAGAAGCCGUGGAGAACAUAAGAACAAUCGCGUCAUUAACAAGAGAAGAUGUUUUUUUUAAAAGAUACAUGGACAGCAUAGACCAACCUGUAAGGGUUUUUACUGUCAUUUUAAUGAGUGCAAUGCAAAUUGGACAAACAUCAUCUUUUGCACCAGACUAUGCCAAGGCUAAAGUUUCUGCACAAAGAAUAAUGCAACUUCUUCAUAGGAAGUCAUUAAUUGACAGCUACAGUGAAGAGGGAGAAAAACUGAGCAACUUUGAAGGCAAUAUUGAGUUCCAAAAUGUGGAAUUUGUAUACCCAACACAACCAGAUGUAAAGGUUCUCCAGGGUCUGAACAUACAAAUUAAUAAAGGACAAACCCUGGCACUUGUUGGAAGCAGUGGGUGUGGAAAGAGCACUUUGGUUCAGUUACUUGAGCGAUUUUAUGAUGUUAUUGGUGGACAAGUGUUGGUAGAUGGGAAAGAUACAAGAAGCCUCAACUUGUCAUGGUUGAGACAACAGAUGGGAAUUGUAUUCCAGGAGCCCUUGCUUUUUGACUGCAGCAUUGCUGAAAAUAUUGCAUAUGGUGACAACAGCAAAGCUAUAACUCAAGAAGAAAUUGAAGAAGCAGCAAAAGCAGCCAAUAUUCACAGCUUCAUAGAAAGUCUACCUGAAGGAUACAACACAAAAGCAGGAGAUAAAGGAACACAGCUUUCCGGUGGUCAGAAACAGAGAAUAGCCAUUGCCCGAGCACUUAUACGGAAGCCAAAGGUUCUAAUCCUUGAUGAGGCUACAUCUGCCCUGGACAAUGAAAGUGAAAAGAUUGUGCAGAAAGCCUUGGAUGAAGCUAGGCAGGGCCGAACUUGCUUAAUCAUUGCCCACCGAUUGUCAACAAUCCAAAAUGCUGACAGUAUUGCUGUUAUACAGAAUGGUAACAUUGUGGAAAUUGGAACUCACAACCAGCUCCUGGCAAAAGAGGGAGUUUAUCAUGCACUUGUCCAUGCACAGCUUCAUAAUUAAUGUGAAACUUGGACAGAUUUACUUUUAAUGGCAUUGAAAUGAAUUUCCUCAAAGUUUCACCCAUGACUUUGUCGGAAAUGUUGUGGAAGUUCUGUGGGAAAUAUCCUUUGUAGAUGUUAAGACUUGAAUCUGAGUUAUUUAAUCAGAGUUUGCUAGCAAACUUGUGUAUGUAAAGAAAAAUAGUAAUUUAAUGGAGACAGUAUAAUUUGCUUAUCUUCAAACAAGUAACAUUUUGAAUAUUUCUCAUGAAUAUUUUCCAUAUUUUUCCUCAAGAAACUAAAACUCAGGUAAUUUGAAUAGUCGUUAACUUGUUCAGGAAUCCUGGGCCAUUUGAUAGCAAGAUUUGAAACAUCUACUAAAAAGCUCCAAUAGUUUUUUGAUCUGCUUUGUACCAUUCUUGAUUCCAGCUGAGAAGUGUGCAUAGUUAAGGCCCAAUUUACAAAUUUUACGCAGCUGGGACUGACUGAGUGAUUUUCAGUAUGCCUGGUCUUUGUUGUUCUGCAAAAGGUUUUAGCAUCUACUUGCCAUCUGACCAUAGUGAUCCAUCUGAAACUGAGACAUUAAUGAAUUUCAAGUUUAAUCCAUGCUAUUCAAUCACAUUACUAGGCACCCUCCUCCUAAAAAAGUACUGUAAAUGGGUGCUUGAUGGUCAACACAUAAUCAGUGAGCUGAAGAGUCUGUUUCUGUGCUGAAUGACUCGAUGAUUUCUCCAUCAUGAAAUCAAAUGACUUGGGCUGUGAUGUGUCUUAAGAUCUCACUGUCUUCUGCAUACCUGCCAUUGGUUGGAUAUGGGUUUCUUCCUCACU
This is a messenger RNA of Pristis pectinata (smalltooth sawfish), 4245 nucleotides long. RefSeq names its product ATP-binding cassette, sub-family B (MDR/TAP), member 5 (gene abcb5). Gene Ontology annotation, molecular function: ABC-type transporter activity; ATP hydrolysis activity; ATP binding. The transcript is spliced from 23 exons. Gene Ontology annotation, cellular component: membrane. Gene Ontology annotation, biological process: transmembrane transport. The coding region runs from base 50 to 3439 and encodes 1129 amino acids. The record is from RefSeq and is a predicted model, not a curated record. Lineage: Eukaryota; Metazoa; Chordata; Chondrichthyes; Rhinopristiformes; Pristidae.